Corvus hawaiiensis (hawaiian crow) is the source of this 1950-nucleotide messenger RNA. Its product is annotated as serine/threonine-protein kinase PAK 1-like. The record is from RefSeq and is a predicted model, not a curated record. Gene Ontology annotation, molecular function: ATP binding; protein serine/threonine kinase activity. Gene Ontology annotation, biological process: regulation of axonogenesis; intracellular signal transduction; regulation of actin cytoskeleton organization. The transcript is spliced from 12 exons. The coding region runs from base 403 to 1950 and encodes 515 amino acids. Lineage: Eukaryota; Metazoa; Chordata; Aves; Passeriformes; Corvidae. Gene Ontology annotation, cellular component: cytoplasm.
CUCCAAACACUCCCCAAUAAAAAAACCCUCUCAGGGACCCCCUGAUAGAUUUGGGACGAGCUCCCCCUCCCCAGCCACCUGCAGGAUGCCGUGGGGGGACGCUCCCGGGGCCGGGAGUGCUGCGGACACAGCGGGCACUGGAACCUCCUGCUUCUCCUUCUAUUCCUGUUCCUGCUCCUCCUCCUCCUGCUCCUCCUUUUCCUCUCCUCCACCUCCUGCUGUUCUCCUCCUUCCUCAUCCCGCCUCCUCCCCAGUUCCUGCUUUCUGUAUAUUUAGAGUGGAGAACUUUGCUUGUUUCUAGAACUAGAACAGAGAUCCCAGACGGAACAAUCCUUGCUGGUUUUAGUCAGCAGCAUCAGUGACUAAAGGGGUACAGUCUGCGACGUGUGCAGCACGGCCAAAAUGAUCCAGCAAGCGGUUGCUGCAGUUUGCACUCUGUACUCUGUGGCUUAUUCGGGCUAUUUUUUAGCCCACUUGGCACGGCACCUCACGCGUGGAUCCCGAGCAGCUCCUCCUUCGGGCACAAAAGCAGCAUCAGCUCCUCCUCUGGCUCCCUCUGCUUCCAAAGAGGAGGCCAAAGAGGAGGAAGACAGCAGUGAACUUCCCACUCUUCUGGGGGAUGAUGGUGAACUUCCCUCUGUCCCGGGAGAUGAGGGCAAACAUCCCACGGUUUGGGAAUACAACAGUGAAGCUCCUGUGGUGUGGGGCGAGGAUGGUGGACAUCACCCGGUGUGGGACGGGGACAGCGAGGCUCCAGCGGCAUGGGACAAGGAGGACGGACAUCUCCCAGUGUGGGACGAGGACAGAGGACAUCCUGUGACUUGGGAAGAGGAGGCUGCAAUUCUCCCAGCAUGGGAAGAGGAUGGCAAACAUCCCGUGGCUUGGAAAGAAGACCAGGAACCUGUUGAAUUUUGGGAAGAGGAUGGGGAACCUCCCUCUGCUUGGGAAGAGGACACUGAAGCUCCCUCUGCUGCGGGAUCCUGGGCUGAACAUUCUGACAGCAGCAGAGCCCUGCAGCCAGAGGGCAGAGAGGAGUGGUGCCUGAUGCAGCUGAGGAGCGCCGUGAGCGUGGGGGAGCCUGCCGAGAAAUACCUGGAACUGGAGCAGGUUGGCCAAGGGGCUUUUGGAACCGUUUCUAAAGGACUCGACAGGGCCACUGGAGGAGAGGUGGCCAUAAAGAAAAUGAGUCUCAGAGGGCAGAACGGGGAACGAGCUGUGAAUGAGAUCCUGGUCCUGAAGGACAAGAAGAACCCCAACAUUGUCAGCUCUUGGGACAGCUUCCUUGUUGAUGAAGAUCUCUGGCUGGUGAUGGAAUACAUGGAUGGAGGAACUUUGCAGGACGUUGUCAGACAGACACGCAUGGCUGAAGGAGAGAUGGCAGCUGUCAGUCGGGAGUGUCUGCAGGGCCUGGAUUUCCUCCACUCGAACCGGGUGAUCCACAGAGAUCUGAAGAGCUCCAACAUCCUUCUGGCAACGGAUGGCUCUGUCAAGCUGGCUGAUUUUGGCCUCUGCGCUCAGCUCAGCCCUGAGCAGGAGCAGCGCAGCUCCAUGGUGGGCACUGCUCACUGGAUGGCCCCAGAGGUUGUGACCAGUUCUCCUUAUGGCCCCAAGGUGGACAUCUGGUCCUUGGGCAUUGUGACCAUCGAGAUGGUGGAAGGAGAACCUCCUUACUUUGAGCACACGGCGGCCAUGGCUCGCUGUCUGAUCCGGCAGAACGGGACCCCGCAGCUGCAGGAGCCCAGGCGCCUGUCGGCUCUGCUGCGGGACUUCCUGGAGUGCAGCCUGGAGCCGGACGAGGAGCGGCGCUUGUCUGCCCAGGAGCUGCUGCAGGUGGAUGCGAAGCGGCUGCAGGGGAAACAGCAGCGCGAGGGAGGGGUUUUCUCCAAAGCAACUGAGGGAACAGUGGAGGACGUGAAGCACCUGGGGACAGCUUUUCGUUAUAGUAGUUAG